Lolium perenne is the source of this 1569-nucleotide messenger RNA. RefSeq lists its product as uncharacterized. The record is from RefSeq and is a predicted model, not a curated record. NCBI's taxonomy places the organism in Eukaryota, Viridiplantae, Streptophyta, Magnoliopsida, Poales, Poaceae.
AUGAGUGCCCACGCCGCCGCCGCCGCCGCCGCCUCCGCCUCCGACUGGUCCAGCCUUUUCCCGGAGCUCCUCGAGGACAUCGCUCGGCGCGUCGGCGAGGAUGACCGUAACCGCGACCGCGCGGCGUUCGCCGCCGUCUGCAGGCCUUGGCGCCGCGCGUCGAGCGCCACGGGGGCGCGCCUCAACCGCCACUCCCUGCACCUCGUGUCCCUCCGGCCCGGCGCCAGCGCCGUCGACUUCUCAUCCCGCCACGGCGAAGUUGUCAAGACCGCGUAUCUAGGAAGCGACGACGCCGGCACCGCAGGCGGCGCGCGGCCCCACCGCGUCAUCGGCUGCUCCCGCGGCUGGCUCGUCGUCGUGGACAGGGCGUGCGGCGCGUCGCUCCUCGAGCCCGUCGUCGACGGCAGGAGGCUCCCUCUGCCGUCCGUCACGUCCUUCGACUGCGGGUUCAUCACGCCCCUCGCCGGCAUGUACGGCACGGCGGGUUUCUCCGUGGACAACCACGCGUACCGGUCCCACAUCCGGUGCCCUCGGAAGAAGGUAUCGCCUCCGGAGACGGUGACGAUCCAGGCCAUGCGGGACGAGUUCUUCUACAAGGCCGCGCUAGCCGCGACGGGCAACCAGCCGGAGAGCUUCACCGUGAUGGUGAUCCACAGCGGCGGUUCCGGGCUGGCGUUCGCGAGACCCGGCGACGAGUCCUGGACGUCGGUGCGCACGUCCGCGUCGACGCGGUACGCGGACGUCAUCCACCACAACGGCGCGUUCCACACGCUCACCCGCGGCGACGGCUCCAUCGAGGCCUGGGAGAAAGUCGACGGCCGCCGCAACCUGAAACCGCGGCUCGUCACGGGGCCGGUCGUGACGUGGGAGUUCAAGCGGUGCGUGGAGUUCCACAGCGAGACGUUCCGGCAGCAGGCGUACUACGAGGGCGCCAGGUACCUCGCCGAGCGCGACGACGGCGGCGGCGGCGGCCUUCUGGUGGUGAGCACCGUGGCCAUCUUCGACGACGGGAACGCGCUGCGCACGCGCCGCUUCAAGGUGUUCGGCGUCGACGAGCGCCAGGGCGAGUGGCGCGCGCUGCAGGACGUCGGCGACGAGGUGGCGCUGCUCGUCGGGAUCAACCACGCGAGGCGUGUGUCGACGCGGGAGUACCCGUGCCUCAAGCCCAACUGCGUCUACUACGUUCUCAGAUCGUUCGCGCCGGAGUUCGACGCCAUGGAUGAAGAUGGACACGACGGGGAAGAAUGCUUGAGGUACGAGAGCGGGGUGUACGAUCUCCGGACUGGAGUCCCGUCCAGGAAAUCGGUCUUCAGGCGCGCCGGCGGCGGCCAUCCCGUCUGGUUCGUGCCUCCCGUGGCUGCUCCCCGCAGGUGACCAUGUUGUGUGUGCGCAUCAACUGCUCGUGCGAUGAUCCUGCUAGUCAGUUUUUUUCUGUGCAAGGUUCUCCAAAUAAUUUGUAGGCAAUGUUUCAAUUGGUGGACUUCUAAAGCUACCCAAUCCCAUCGGGAUUAGGAUUUGGUAGUUUAAAAAUAAUGAGUAAUUUGAUUGAAGAUAACCCCUAGUUCGCAU